UCUUCGCACUAGACGAUCUUUAGCGGCACCGGCCAGGAAACGGCGGUGAGGAAAGUUUAAAGUCUGUCGCCUUGUCUGAUGUUUCUGUGGCCCAGUUAUUACUGUAACUAGCCAAUUAUAAUUUUUUACAUAAACCACCAUGAGGCGAACAAGAGGGUCGAGGAAUAAAAGUCAGGGUGCAGCCGAAAACGAAGAGGUCCAGUCAAAAACAGUGUGGCAGUGGAAGGGAGAUGAAGGACAGUGGGAACUGUACUUGCCCUCAGCCUGUGCUGUGUUGGACUCCGCUGUCUCCUCAGGAAAAACCACCGUCACUCUAACUCUGGGCUCUGGGACGGCCUAUGAAGUCGACCUGAAGAAGAUGGUCCAGAUUAAUCCUGUCACGAAAUACAAGAGGAAGAUUCGCUCUCAGACAGUAAAGUCAGAGAGUUUGGAUGAAGCUGGUGACUCGACUGCCUCUUCUAAAGUUCAAGUUAAAGAGGAAGAGGAGGAGACGGAGGAGCCACCUGUAGCUAAGAGAAGGAGAGGGCAAAGCAAGAGUCAGACAAAAACUGAGGACAUGCCCAAAGAAGAAAUAAAAAGUGAAGAGGUUGUGAAGACGGUGGUCAUGAAGGGCAAAGCUCCAGUGGACACUGAAUGUAAAGCCAAACUGGGAAAGGCUCAUGUUUACAAUGAAGGGAAUGAUGUUUACGAUGUGAUGUUGAACCAGACAAAUCUUCAGUUUAACAACAACAAAUACUACCUGAUCCAGCUGCUGGAAGAUGACAGCUCCAAAGCUUACAGUGUGUGGAUGAGAUGGGGCAGAGUGGGCAAAGUGGGUCAAAACAGCCUUACAGCCUGUGGUGGAGAUCUGCUGAAAGCCAAAAAUAUCUUCAAGAAAAAGUUCUUAGACAAGACCAAGAACGAGUGGGAACAGCGCACGAGUUUUGAGAAAGUAGCUGGAAAAUAUGACAUGGUGUUAAUGGACUACAGCUCAAAUGAAAAGGAUGAGAACCAGACUACAGAGGACGCUGUACCCAAAAAGAAGACCUCCAUGCUGGAUGUGAAGAUCCAGUCUCUCCUAGAGCUCAUCUGUGACCUUAAAGCCAUGGAGGAGUGUGUGCUGGAGAUGAAGUUUGACACCCGCAAAGCUCCUCUUGGCAAACUAACCUCAGAGCAGAUCAGUGCAGGCUACACUGCACUAAAGAGGAUUGAGGAGUGUUUGAAGAAGAAAGGCAGCAGUCGUGAGCUGCUGGAGGCAUGCAACCAGUUCUACACCCGUAUCCCCCAUGACUUUGGGUUGAAAACUCCCCCAAUCAUCCGCACAGAGGAUGAGCUGAAGGAGAAAAUUGCACUGCUGGAGGCAUUGAGUGACAUCCAGAUAGCAGUGAAAAUGGUCCAGUCCAGUGAAGGAAGUGAUGAACAUCCUCUGGACAGACAAUACCGCUCCCUCCAGUGCAACCUGCAGCCUCUGGACUCCGGCAGUCAAGAGUACAAGGUGAUAGAAAAGUAUCUGCAGUCCACUCACGCUCCAACCCAUUGUGACUACUCUAUGACCAUCGUUGACAUCUUCUCAGUGGACAGAGACGGGGAGAGCAACAACUUCCUCUCACAGUUACACAACAGGACUCUGCUGUGGCAUGGUUCCCGUCUGUCUAACUGGGUCGGCAUCCUCAGUAAGGGGCUCAGAGUGGCCCCACCUGAAGCUCCCGUCACUGGCUACAUGUUUGGUAAAGGUAUCUACUUUGCUGACAUGUCUUCAAAGAGCGCCAACUACUGUUUUGCCAAUCAGCACAAUCAUGUUGGACUGCUGCUACUGUGUGAGGUCGCUCUGGGAGACUGUAAUGAGCUGCUAGAUGCCGACUACGAGGCCAACAAGCUGCCUGCUGGUAAACACAGUACCAAGGGCCUUGGACAGACCGGACCUGACCCCAAAAACUCUGUCACACUGGAUGGUGUCACAGUGCCAAUGGGGCCUGGGGUGAAGACAGGGGUGGGUAAAAACAGCGGUUACUCCCUCCUCUACAACGAGUUCAUCGUUUACAACCCUGCCCAGACCCGCAUGAGGUACCUGCUGCGGAUCAAGUUCAACUACUCUUCACUGUGGUGAGGCUGUACAGAAACUGCAAUUUAUCAGGGGUUUUCCUUUCCACGAAGCAGGGAUGAUAUAUCACUUACUCAUUCUUCACCUACAGGUAGAUACGGUUAAGCUCUCGUUUUUGGUCAUAGGCUGUUAAACCUGAAAACACUUUCUCAGUGAGAUAUGACAGAAAAUUAAUCAACAACUUUUAGACAUUUUUCAACAACAAAAUGCCAAAAAAAUUUUGAUUGCAGCCUCUCAAAUGUGAGUAUUUGUUGGUUUUCUUUUUCAUAUCUGAUAUCAAACUAACUGUCUUUUAGAUUUAAACUGUUGGUCACGUAAAACAAGCAAUUUUUAUACAUCAUACUAGGCUGUUUAAAACGCCGUACAGAUAUGUUAACAGUCUGUGUCAGAUUCAAAGUUUAUACAUCUCACCCAAUGUGUAAAUGGGCAUGUGAGUAUAUAAUUCAAGUUAUAAAAACACCAACAAAACUGUUUCUACUUUUUCUAAAAGGUGAGGAUGGAUCUAUGUGAUAUGAAGAAAAUACGCACAACAUUGAGCACUAGUUUUUUCUAUUUUGCUUUACAUGCAAAUGUCCUCUUAUCAAUAUAAGAUGUAUUCCAUGUUGCAUUUUCUGCUUUGGUGCUUUAUGUGAUGAAACAAAAUGAGUUUUUAUGAAUGUGUCUUUAAAAAAAAUAUGGAAAUAGAUAAUUUUUGUUCCAAUAGUUGCUGGGUCAGAUGGGGUAACAUGGAAUCCAAAACAACUAAUUCAGUACAAAAAUGUCUUAUAUAAUAUUAUUAUAAUAUUAUUUUUUAUUUAUGUAAAAACUGAGACAAAGACAAGAUCAUUCAGAGUUUUGUCACUUAAAACAGGAUUCAGAUACAUUAUAUACACUACAUGAUGAUAAUAAUGAUAAUAAAGGACAUUUUCGUUAUCGGUA
Lates calcarifer (barramundi perch) is the source of this 2998-nucleotide messenger RNA. RefSeq names its product poly (ADP-ribose) polymerase 2 (gene parp2). The record is from RefSeq and is a predicted model, not a curated record. Gene Ontology annotation, molecular function: NAD+ poly-ADP-ribosyltransferase activity; zinc ion binding. The coding region runs from base 140 to 2086 and encodes 648 amino acids. The transcript has 17 exons. NCBI's taxonomy places the organism in Eukaryota, Metazoa, Chordata, Actinopteri, Centropomidae.